Mus musculus (house mouse) is the source of this 5389-nucleotide messenger RNA. It is a transcript of the gene Itch, whose product is annotated as itchy, E3 ubiquitin protein ligase. Gene Ontology annotation, molecular function: arrestin family protein binding; CXCR chemokine receptor binding; ribonucleoprotein complex binding. The transcript is spliced from 26 exons. Bases 406 to 3000 code for a protein of 864 amino acids. Gene Ontology annotation, biological process: negative regulation of apoptotic process; negative regulation of immune system process; protein autoubiquitination. Gene Ontology annotation, cellular component: membrane; early endosome membrane; endosome membrane. Lineage: Eukaryota; Metazoa; Chordata; Mammalia; Rodentia; Muridae. The record is from RefSeq and is marked validated.
GCCUGCGCACUAGGUGUGAAGUAGCUCUAGUCGCUGUAGUCGGGGCUCGGGACCGGCUGCCAUCUUAGCGGAGGGACUGAGGAGUCGUCGCCGCCCCGAGUCCCGGUAACAUGCAUUUCACAGUGGCCUUCUGGAAACAACGCCUUAACCCUAAGAAGUGACUCAGCCAUUGAGAACUUCAGGUCUGCUGUAACAGUACAAGCUGGGCAUGGUGGUUCAUUCCUGCAGUGCCAGACUUUGGAGGCUGAGGAAGGAAGACUGCUGCAAACUUGAGGCCAGCCUGGACUAUAGAGUGAGACUUUAUCUUGUAAAGCCAGGAACAAACAUUCCCUCCGAAAUUACCCUAAAGUUGUGGGGAUGGAAACGUAAUGUUUUGCAGUUCAGGUUUGCUGUCUUAUUGAUGGUAUGUCUGACAGUGGACCACAGCUUGAUUCCAUGGGUAGUCUGACCAUGAAAUCUCAACUUCAGAUCACUGUCAUCUCAGCCAAACUUAAAGAAAAUAAAAAGAAUUGGUUUGGACCAAGUCCUUAUGUAGAAGUCACAGUAGAUGGACAGUCAAAGAAGACAGAAAAAUGCAAUAAUACAAACAGUCCCAAGUGGAAGCAGCCCCUCACAGUUAUUGUUACCCCUACGAGUAAAUUAUGUUUUCGUGUGUGGAGUCACCAGACCCUGAAGUCUGAUGUUUUAUUGGGAACUGCUGGAUUAGAUAUUUAUGAAACAUUAAAGUCAAACAAUAUGAAACUUGAAGAAGUAGUUAUGACUUUGCAGCUUGUAGGUGACAAAGAGCCAACAGAGACGAUGGGAGAUUUGUCAGUUUGUCUUGAUGGGCUGCAAGUAGAAGCUGAGGUUGUUACUAACGGUGAAACGUCAUGCUCCGAGAGUACUACACAGAAUGAUGAUGGCUGCAGAACCAGAGAUGAUACAAGAGUGAGCACAAAUGGAUCAGAGGACCCUGAGGUUGCAGCGUCAGGGGAAAACAAGAGGGCCAAUGGGAACAAUUCUCCGUCCCUUUCAAAUGGUGGUUUUAAGCCUUCUAGACCUCCUAGACCUUCGAGACCACCUCCACCCACCCCACGAAGACCAGCUUCUGUCAAUGGCUCACCAUCCACGAAUUCUGACAGUGAUGGAUCUAGUACAGGCUCCUUGCCACCAACAAAUACAAAUGUAAAUACAAGUACAUCUGAAGGAGCAACAUCUGGAUUAAUAAUUCCUCUUACUAUAUCUGGAGGCUCGGGCCCUAGGCCUCUGAAUACUGUAAGCCAAGCUCCCCUACCACCUGGGUGGGAGCAGAGAGUAGACCAGCAUGGGCGUGUUUACUAUGUAGACCAUGUUGAAAAGCGAACAACAUGGGAUAGACCAGAACCUCUACCUCCUGGCUGGGAACGGCGUGUGGACAAUAUGGGACGUAUUUAUUAUGUUGAUCAUUUCACAAGAACCACAACAUGGCAGAGGCCAACCUUGGAAUCUGUCCGGAACUAUGAACAGUGGCAGCUACAGCGUAGUCAGCUUCAGGGAGCAAUGCAGCAGUUUAACCAGAGAUUCAUCUAUGGGAAUCAAGAUUUGUUUGCUACAUCACAAAACAAAGAAUUUGAUCCGCUUGGUCCGUUGCCCCCUGGAUGGGAGAAGAGAACUGAUAGCAACGGCAGAGUGUAUUUUGUCAACCACAACACUCGGAUUACUCAGUGGGAAGACCCCAGAAGCCAAGGUCAGUUAAAUGAAAAGCCCUUACCAGAAGGCUGGGAAAUGAGAUUCACAGUGGAUGGAAUUCCAUAUUUUGUGGACCACAAUAGAAGAGCAACUACUUAUAUAGAUCCACGAACGGGAAAAUCAGCCUUAGACAAUGGGCCCCAGAUAGCCUAUGUGCGGGACUUCAAGGCAAAAGUUCAGUAUUUCCGGUUCUGGUGCCAGCAACUGGCCAUGCCACAGCAUAUAAAGAUCACAGUGACAAGAAAAACAUUGUUUGAGGAUUCCUUUCAGCAGAUCAUGAGCUUCAGCCCGCAAGACCUGAGAAGACGUUUGUGGGUGAUUUUCCCAGGAGAAGAAGGUUUAGAUUAUGGAGGUGUAGCAAGAGAAUGGUUCUUUCUUUUGUCACAUGAAGUGUUGAACCCAAUGUAUUGCCUGUUUGAAUAUGCAGGGAAGGAUAACUACUGCCUGCAGAUAAACCCCGCUUCUUACAUCAAUCCAGACCACCUGAAAUACUUUCGUUUUAUUGGCAGAUUUAUUGCCAUGGCUCUGUUUCAUGGGAAAUUCAUAGAUACCGGAUUUUCUUUACCAUUCUAUAAACGUAUCCUGAAUAAACCAGUUGGACUGAAGGAUUUAGAAUCUAUUGAUCCAGAAUUUUAUAAUUCGCUCAUCUGGGUUAAAGAAAACAACAUUGAAGAAUGUGGUUUGGAAAUGUACUUCUCAGUUGAUAAAGAAAUUCUAGGUGAAAUUAAGAGUCAUGAUUUGAAACCCAAUGGUGGCAAUAUUCUUGUGACAGAAGAAAACAAGGAGGAAUACAUCAGGAUGGUAGCUGAGUGGAGGUUGUCUCGAGGUGUUGAAGAACAGACACAAGCUUUCUUUGAGGGCUUUAAUGAAAUUCUUCCUCAGCAAUAUUUGCAAUAUUUUGAUGCGAAGGAAUUAGAGGUUCUUCUGUGUGGGAUGCAGGAGAUUGAUUUGAAUGACUGGCAGAGACAUGCCAUCUACCGCCACUACACCAGAACAAGCAAGCAGAUCAUGUGGUUUUGGCAGUUUGUUAAAGAAAUUGAUAAUGAGAAGAGGAUGAGACUUCUGCAGUUUGUUACUGGAACCUGCCGAUUGCCAGUGGGAGGAUUUGCUGACCUUAUGGGGAGUAAUGGACCACAGAAGUUCUGCAUCGAAAAAGUUGGCAAAGAAAAUUGGUUACCCAGAAGCCAUACUUGUUUUAACCGCCUGGACCUCCCACCUUACAAGAGCUAUGAGCAACUGAAGGAAAAGCUGUUAUUUGCCAUUGAAGAAACUGAAGGAUUUGGACAAGAGUAAUUGUUUAGACCUUAAGCCACCAGAGGCCAGGGACUUGUCUGCAGUGUCUGUCCCCUUCCUUCUCUGCCUGUUGCACAUCUUAUUGUAAACUUGGACUGUGACUAGAGAGUUACCUGAGAGUAAGUAAAUUAAUGUUAUCGUUGAGAUCUUCCAGUCAUUCUGGAUUUCUACUCAACGUUUCCAGAAAGCAGAUCUACAAACUGUAGUCAGAAACUUAACAUGAGAUUUAACACAGCGAGGAAAUUUCCCUCGUCUUAUUCCACUAGAUUGUUCCCUUAACAACAGUUUGCUGUAUGUCCGAAGUCUCACUUGGGCAUAGGUCUCUUAGUGGGUAUUGUAAAGGAUUCUGCAGGGACAUCUCGGAAACGCAAUACACAAGGUCUUCCUGUAAAGCCUCGCUCAGAGGUGCAAGCUUAACUCAGUGUCUGGGCACAUGAGCAGCUGCUGCUUGUGCUCUCCGCUCGUCCCAGCCUGGCCUGACUGUUGUUUUUCAUUCCUGGAGCAUGAAUCAGUGCACCAUUCUGAUGCUAUUCCUGGAAGUGAUGCAGGACUUGCAUUUUUCUACAAAGUAGUUUUGUCUAUUUGAAUUCAGGGAAAACUUGGUCCCCGCCAACAUAUGACCAUACCUCUCUUCAUUCAGUUUGUAAUUGUUCUAUUGCCUUGCAAAUACUAAACUUUACAAACAGUAUCAGCACUGUGGUUCCUUCACGUUUUUAGAAAUUAACCUAGAAUUAAAAUAAGUUCAGAUGAAUUCAUCUAAGAUCAUUCUUGAUUUUUUUAAAUCCUACACAUAAAUUGAAGCUUUAUGGUGUUGAAGUAAUCCAACACCUUAGUUACAUUUCAUUUUUGCUAAACUAUUCAAGUUGCAACCAUUUCCUAACACAAAUGGAGGUCAGUGGUGCAGACUCUGCAGUCACAACAGCGUCCAGCAGCCACACAGCUGCGCUGUCUUCACACUCCACUCCUGACACAGGAGCAGCCGUGUCUACCCUCUUACAUGGUCCUGAUCUACAAUAUUUUUCUCUCCCCUAAAAAUUGUAGAUUUCCCUUUUCUUUCCAUGACUCCUUUAUCUUAGGCUGCUCCUUUAGUAACUGAUGAAUGCACUUUGACCUUCUCUGUAGGUCAUUUACCUUGGCUUAGCAUUAGACUGUGAGGAUGGUUGCUGCCCAGACUUUAUGGGCAGCAAGAUGAAACCUCAGCCAGGUGAGUCCCUAUUGUAGCCAAAUCCCAAAAUUAGCCUUAUUUCUCUAAUGGGGACCUUGAAAUGUGUUGGUGGCAUAGCAUAAAGCCAAGAACACCAAGUGUGACAAACCCCUGUCCCAUAGGAAAGAAAGUGUUUCUGUGUCCCUAGCUGCUCAUCCUGUUCUCAUCCUGGGACAGUUUGAACUCGUGCAGCUGUGCUCCUUAACACUGCCAUCCUCAGCAGAGACGUGACAGACGGGUUGCCUCAUGAAGAAGUGAUCAGUGAAGGGAGAGCUCGGCUCCUCCCCAGCCCUCUUUUUACCCUUAUACCACAAGAAAUACAUGUCAUCUCUAGAAGCCCUAGUUCUUUCCAAAGUAGGAAAUCUCUGCCUUUUUGUUGGUAGGGUUAAAAAAAAAUGUAUAUGCUAAUUGCUUUGUCUUACAGAGCGAAUGUCUGCCAACUAUCCAUUCACUACAUAGGCCUGAACUUUGGUAAUAAAUGGCUAUAAAUAUUAAGCCUUCUACAAAGACUUCCUAUUGAAUCCAAUUCUUGUACUAAAACAUAGUUAUCUACCAUAUUCACUAGAGAUUUAUGAGAUUAAAUUAAGAGAUAAUGUAAGAAAAUAGACUUUGUUGAUUCUGCAUAAUGCUUCAUGAUUCAUUUAGGGACCUAGAAAUAUUAUGUGAAAAUGUAUAAAUAUCAUCCAAAAGGCUUUCUGCCCUAUAUUUUUAAAAUACAGAAGUUAUAUUUGAAGUAGUCCUGGCCCUAGUUCUAUAGGGCUUGGCUAUUUAAUAUUUUUAUGGAAGAAACGUUUAGUUCUGGAAAAGGUAAAUGCUUGUAUAUAUUUUUGCAGCCCUGGAGUCUCCCAACUCCAUUUCUUCCUUUAAUUUAAUUGAUCACAUGUAUAUGUCUUCCCUGCUGUGUUAGAAAAACGGGGGCUGGAUAUCCCAGGAGUCAGAGCGUAUAUAAGACAAUGCACCUAAACAGCAGGCACAUUGACCAGAUGCUCUCAAAUUUUGGUCCAAAAUGAGUAUUUGGGAAUAGAUUUAUUGUGAAUGUUUAAUUAGCGAUUUUCCUUAAAUCUGGAUGGACUAAGUUGCUUUUAAGACCUUUUUCUCUGUAAGCAUCGUAAAUGCUAAUCAACCUGUUAAGUUUUUUUUUUUCUUACUGCAUGUUACAUUGAAAUAAAAACAGAGUAAAAUGAG